CGUAUUUCACCAACCGGAUCCGGUUUUUAAUUACAUAUUACUUAUAACAGGUCAAAGGUUAAAAGAUGUUGUCGAGGAAAUUUUCUGCAGCUUUUGGACGGUCUGUCCUGUCAAGGAACAGCCUUCGUCUGCUAUGGACAGGAAAUGAACCUUUGGCAGAGGAUGAUCCAGAAAUAUUGGCAAUUAUCAAGAAUGAAAAGAAUAGACAAAUUAGAGGUCUUGAACUGAUUGCUUCUGAGAAUUUCACAAGUCGAGCUGUAACAGAAGUUUUAGGAUCAUGUCUGACCAAUAAAUAUUCUGAGGGUUACCCAGGUGCUAGAUAUUAUGGAGGUAACAAGUUUAUUGAUGAUGUAGAGAGACUAUGCCAGAAGAGAGCUUUAGAAUGUUUCAAGUUAGACCCAGAACAAUGGGGUGUCAAUGUACAACCGUACUCCGGAAGUCCUGCUAAUUUUGAAGUUUUCACUGGACUACUUGAGCCACAUGACAGAAUUAUGGGCCUUGAUUUACCAGAUGGAGGACAUUUAACUCAUGGUUUUAUGACAGACACAAAAAGGAUAUCAGCUACUUCAAUAUACUUUGAAUCCAUGCCAUACAAAAUAGAUCCAGUCUCGGGACUGAUAGACUAUGAUGGUAUGAGAAACUCAGCCAGAUUAUUCCGUCCAAAGAUUAUUAUUGCAGGAACAACAGCUUACUCCAGACUUCUAGAUUAUAAAGUUUAUAGACAGAUCUGUGAUGAAGUAAAAGCUGUAAUGUUAGCAGACAUGUCACAUAUAUCUGGACUUGUAGCUGCUGGUAUUAUACCAUCUCCAUUUGAUUAUUCUGAUGUAGUGACCACAACUACACAUAAAACACUUAGAGGACCAAGGUCUGGCAUGAUAUUCUAUAGGAAAGGUCAGAAAGGUGUUGACAAGAAAGGCAACAAAGUCAUGUAUGAUUAUGAAAAGCGUAUUAACAGUGGUGUAUUUCCUGCUCUACAGGGAGGACCACAUCAGCAUCAGAUAGGGGCAGUUGCUGUAGCACUCAGACAGGCAAUGACUGGAGAAUUUGUUGAAUAUCAGAAACAGGUUGUGAAGAAUGCUCAGAUCAUGGCAGCAGAACUUCUGAAGAAAGGUUAUGAUGUUGUAUCAGGUGGAACUGAUAAUCAUCUAGUCUUAGUAGAUCUUAGACCUAAAGGAACAGAUGGAUCAAGAGUAGAUAGAGUUCUAGAAUUGGUAGAAAUCUCAGUAAAUAAGAACACAUGUGCUGGUGACAAGAGUGCUGUUACACCAGGUGGUCUACGUUUAGGUGCACCAUCUCUUACAUCUCGUGGAUUAAAAGAAGCUGACUUUAAAAAAGUAAUGGAAUACCUAGAUCGUGGAGUUCAUAUAUGUUUGGAUGCACAGAAGCAUACAAAAACAUUAAAGGAAUUUAAGGAAUUUGUUAUAAGUGAUGCAGGCAUCAUUAAACAGCUGGAUUCUCUAAGAUCUGAAGUUGAGGAAUUUGCUGAAGGUUUCCCCAUGCCAGGUCUAGCAGAUAGAUAAUCGUAGAACAUAGUAUAGCAAACCACAGGACUUUCUGAACUAAGAUGGAGUUGUUAAAAUAAAAGUGUUAACAUUUUUAAUCAGUUACAUGGUAUAAGGUUUAAAACAUGUCUUUCUUUAAGAUUAUUUGUUAAUACAAUAAUCAUCACUAAAACUUUCUUUUUUUUCAGUUUAGGGAAAAAGUUAUUUAUUGGUGCUCUUUAAUUUUCAUGUACCGGUAAUAAUUCUUUAAAUAUACAAGCAUAAGAUGUUUCUGUAGGUGAUUAAAUGUAUACACUGUGUUAAAUGUUACUGCCAUGUUAAUAAUUACAAAAGCAGCUGUUUGUUUUUUACAUCAUUAGUUAUUUUAAUUUUACAUUUGUUUAUUAUAAUGAAUUAAGAUUUGAGAGGAUAUUGUCUUUUUUCAGUUAAUGGCAUAUUUUUAAUUGUUUUAUUACAUGAGAUUGUAUUUUUUAUUUAAUGUUCAAAAAGAUUUUAUUUGUUGAAAUUACAAAUAUGAAUGUAAAAUAGGUGAUUUGCCCUGUAUAAAAUAUUAUGAGGAUUGUACAAAAUAAAAUGUUGAAAAUAAUUUUGGAAAGUUGGAAAAUAAAUUAGACAAUUAUACAAUGAAGCCUUAGGCAGUUUUCUGGUCUUUGGUCAAGUUGUUGUCUCUUUGACACAUUGCCUAUUUCCAAUUCUUAAUUUUAUGGUAUCUUCAGCAAAAAAAAAAAUUCAUGAGGAUUAAAUAAGAUAUUUGUUUUUCAGUCUGAUUGAUAUACAGAUCCAGUGUCCUGUUUUUUGUAUUUGUUAGUUUGUGCAAAUUUUUAUUGCAUUCAUUGUUAAAUUUAAAAAAUAACUAAUAAGGCCAGUCAAAUCCUAGUUACUUGCAGAUUUUUGGUAGAUGUAAAAAGAUUGUCACCAACCCUUAUGUGCACCAAAAUAUUUGACUACCUCAUGAUACAUAGAUUAUUUCAUGCCCUUCUGUGGAGUUCCUUUCAAGUUCACAUUAUAUUUUAUGAAAUUGAUAGGAUCUUCAAUUAUUGGAAAGGAUAUUUAUCUCAUACAUGUACUAAAAUGUCAUAGAAUCUCAGCCAAUAAAAGCAUUUUAUUGUUACAUGUAUAAAUAUAAUUUUUUUUUAGGGAUUUAAACUUGUUAGGAGAUAAGUGUAUUUUAUAAAUAUCCUGUAUUUUUUUACAUUCUGAUUUAUUUAUGGAAAAAAAAGAAGUAAAUUAUAGUCGAGAUUUCAUUGUGAAAAUUUUGUUUGUGAAAUUCAAAAGUUGGAUGGUUCAAAAUGAUGUCAUACCUUAAAUGGAUGAAAUACACUUUAAAAUCAUGUGUUAAAUUGUUUCUCAGUGAUUACUUUGUAAAUCUAUUAUUCUAGAGUACUACUUUGCAAAACAGUUUGUACAUUUGAAAUCAAAUUAAAAUCAGUAUUAUACUUAUAUAUUUUUCAAUGAGAUAAGUUGCAAAGCUGUAAUGGUUUUAUAUAAUAUCUAGUUUACAUUAUUUCUAUGAAGACAUUUACACAAGUUUUCUCAUAAACGUUCAUACAUCAUUAACACCUUAUCCCUUAACAUUCCAAUUUUUUGAUACAGCAUUUACUAUUCUAUUCACCCCUGCAAAACACAAUAAACAGAUUGAUCAUUUCUUUAAUUAGCCAACAAAAACAAUAUUCAAUAUACUAAACUUAUUAUUCCUAGAUUUGCAUAAUUUAUUUUAAAAUGAUGGAGAGUUGUCUCAUUGGCAGUCAUAUCUUCUUAUUUUCAAAUAUGAUAGAAAAUGCAUUUGUUUUUAAUGCACAUUUUUGCUAUUUUUGUAAGACAAGAUUACUAGUCAUUUUGAAGAAAUAAUUGAGACUUCAUUAAUGUAAAUGUAUUCAUGGUAAUAUCAACACUUUUAGUAGUUUUAGGUAAAAUUAUAGAAUGUAUAGACAGAUAAUUAUCGAUAAUUAGAUAACUUAUACAUGUAUAAGUUUUAUAGCAUUUGUUUUUAUGAGUGAUAAAUGUUUUUGAGUAAGACAUUUUGUCUGAUUUAUUACUUUUAAUACUGUUAUUUGUGAAAUGCUGAUGACAGUUUGAAGAUAAAACUGAGAUUGUUGUGUUACAGAUGUUUUAUUUGCAGUUAUUUCAAAUUCAUUCACGAGUUAACUUAAUUUUGCUGUGUUACAGACGUUUUAUAAAUCAAAUUUAUACACGAUUUAACAUAAUUUUAAGAUCAAGUAUUGCACAUAUAUUUUGAUAGUUUUUUUAGCGUGUUGGAAUUGUAUCAGAUAACCUCUACUUCCAAUCUAAUAUGGCCACCCUUACUUUAAAUAGACACUUGUUAUUAUAUUCUAAAUAGUUACUGAUUUUGACUGUUUAAUUAUGCUUUUAAAAAAACUUGUGAAUAUAAUUGUCUACUUCAAUAACUAUGCCCUGCAUCUAAGAUAAUUGUCACUACAGAACAAAAAAUUUCUUAAAAUUUCAAAGGACAGUGCAUAAAAUAAUCUAAAAUAGGACAAUUUGAACAAAAGCUAUAUGAUGCUUUGCUCAUCAGUUUCUGAAUACUAUCUUGUGAUAUGGUACGGCUUGAGAGGACAUAAUUUUAUAACACUAGUACUUAAGAUUGUACAAUGUAUUACAUUUAUUGUUUUUGAUCUACAUACACAAUGUUACAUAGAUAUUAUUAUUGGUAAGUAUUGAAAUACCAAAAUAUUUUCUUCUACCCAAUAGAUCAUUUGGAAAUUUAUAAAAUGAAGUUGAAGUUUUAUUGCUUUUUUAAAGGCAGGUUUUUUACUUUUUUGUGCUUAUUUUGCUUUGAAAUAUUCUUUCUCUUUUGAUGUGCACAGUUUACUUAACAUAUGAUUUAAGAUAUAUAUUUUGGGUUUUUUGUGUUUAAUUAUUAACCCUCAUAUGAAAUUUAAACUUUUUUUAGAUGGAGUUGUGAAUAUCUGAAAUAAAAAUCUGAUGUGGUUGUUUUCUUUA
Molecule: messenger RNA, 4463 nt
Organism: Mytilus trossulus (common blue mussel)
Lineage: Eukaryota; Metazoa; Mollusca; Bivalvia; Mytilida; Mytilidae
Product: serine hydroxymethyltransferase, mitochondrial-like
Exons: 12
Coding region: 66-1520 (484 amino acids)
Biological process (GO): folic acid metabolic process; L-serine catabolic process; tetrahydrofolate interconversion
Cellular component (GO): cytoplasm
Molecular function (GO): cobalt ion binding; serine binding; pyridoxal phosphate binding
Source: RefSeq, a predicted model, not a curated record